CAGACCAAUCUACAUCAGCCGAGGGAACGUGUGGACAACUGCCCUCCGACAGUUUAGUAGACGGAAAUUCACUGAGUGCACCGAUCUGCUGUAUGUCACCUUUGCCAGUGACGAAGGCACCAACGAAGAUGGAGAAGACCUCGGAGGGCCACGGCGAGAAUUCUUCCGUCUGCUUGUGAAAGCCAUCUUCAAAGAGAGUGGAGCAUUUGAAGAGUCUCUAAAUGGCUUCACUCCAAGAAUGAACAUUUCUCAUGUGCAGAAUGGAGUGUACCGCACUAUUGGACAGAUGAUGUCUACCAUCAUCGUCCAGGGUGGUGAACCUCCAGCCCUCCUUUCUCCUCUGGUAGUGGACUACCUUCUGACAGGACACAUCUUUCAGUUGAAGGUCACUCCAGAUGAUGUAGCUGACAUGGAACUGAGAGAAGCCCUGAAGAAGGUUGAUCAAGCAUUAACCACAGAGGAGCUGGAGCAAGCAGUGGAAUGCUGUGACUCAUGGAGAUACCAACUCGAAGGUCUUCCGAACCCAGUCAGCAUGGACAACAAAGAUGCAUUUGUGCAGAAUGCAAUACUUUUCCAUGUCGUCAUUCAACGACAGAGCUGCUAUGAUCAGUUAGUUGAGGGUUUGAAGUACUACGAGGUUCUGCCACUCCUGAAAGAAAGGCCUUGCCUUAGGGUCCUUCUUGAUAUGCCCGAAGAACCCAGUGAUGUCCCAGCAGAUGUUGUGGCUACCCUCCUGAAACCCAACUACUCUGUUCUGGGAAGUAACAAAAGACCAAGAGAGGAGUUAAUGGUGGUUAAAUUCAGAGAGUUUCUUCACUGUGUACAAGAGAAGGAGCUUGGGGAACAUCUUAACGGCAGGAACCUCACUGAGGCAGAAAAUGUGUUUAUCCUGACAUUGAAUCCUGGACACAUCCUAGCCUUUGCAACGGGAAGCAGCAAAGUUCCUGCAAUUGGAUUUUCUCCCAGUCCAAAACUGACUUUUGUUCAUGAUGACACGAAGCACCUCCUCAUUGCUCACACCUGCUCAAAUGAGCUUCAGAUCUUUGUUAAUAGAAAGAAUCUGGCAGAUGACGAUGAGUUUGAUUACAAUUGUCUGGUGGCUCUCAUGAAUGGAUCAAUUUUUAGUGCUGUGUAGUCUCGAAAAAAAAUGCUUGGACUGUACAUUUGGAGCCCAGAUCUUUUAAUGGGUGGACUUGUUUAGAAUCUGGUGUAGCAUGUUGUUUGAGUUAAAAUGUUGUUUCACCUAAACUCUGAUCUGAACUA
Molecule: messenger RNA, 1263 nt
Organism: Gadus chalcogrammus (walleye pollock)
Lineage: Eukaryota; Metazoa; Chordata; Actinopteri; Gadiformes; Gadidae
Product: G2/M phase-specific E3 ubiquitin-protein ligase-like
Exons: 5
Coding region: 239-1135 (298 amino acids)
Molecular function (GO): ubiquitin-protein transferase activity
Source: RefSeq, a predicted model, not a curated record